AUGGCAAUAUGUCAUCAAGAGACAGAGAGGAAUGAAGGGAGGCCCUUAGAGCAAGGAGAAGCCGAAAAACAUACCUGUGAGAAACAGGAUGACAAAAUCUUCAGUCGAAACAGCUGGGAGAGAAUGCCCAGAGAAAAUGCUCGUAACCUUUCUAAGGGUCAAAAAAUGGAAGCUGAAAAAAAGCCAUCCCAACCUAAUGAGGACAGUGAACGCUGGGAGUCCAUUUUUGAGCUGAAGAAACAAAUGAGAAUAGAUUCGGCCAUGGAUGGUCAGGAUGGGCUGCAUCAAAAAGUUGAUCAAAGUAGUCUGCAGAGGAUCCCUGUUGGAGAGAAACCAUUCGAAUGUUCCACAUGUGGGCACGAUUCCAGUCAGACCUUAGAUCUGAGGGGAGGAAGUCUUUGUAUAUGUUUGAAUUGUGGUAAAAGCUUUCUCUCCAGUUCAUCCACAGGGAAGCAAGAGAGUGCAUAUGGCGAAGAGAAUCCAUCCAGACAUUCAGAACGUGAGAAGAGGACCCCACAGCCUCCUGACUUUCAGAUGGGAGAGAAACCAUACAUGUGCACGGAUUGUGGGAAAAACUUCAGCUUUAGGUCAAGCCUUGUCCGCCAUCAGAGACUCCAUACCGGAGAGAAACCAUACAAAUGUUUAGACUGUGGGAAGAAUUUCAGCCAGAGUUCAAACCUUCUGAACCACCAGAGGAUCCACACAGGGGAGAAACCAUACAGCUGCACCGACUGUGGGAAAUCUUUCAGCAACAGUUCGAGCCUGACAUCCCACGAGAGAAUUCACAGAGGGGAGAAACCGUAUAAGUGCGCCGGCUGCGGGAAAUUUUUUAGUUGCAACUCAGUUCUCCGAAUCCACGAGAGGAUUCACACAGGGGAAAAGCCCUACGUGUGCUUGGAGUGUGGGAAAGGCUUCAGCCGGAGAGAGUUCCUGGUUGGCCACCAAAGAACUCACACGGGAGAGAAACCGUACGAAUGUGCAGAAUGUGGGAAGAGCUUCAGUCAGCGAUCCAACCUGAUUAAUCAUCAGAGAAGCCACACGGGAGAGAAGCCCUUUGAGUGCUUGGACUGUGGGAAAAAAUUCAGUCACAAAGCGUCCCUCUUGAAACAUGAGAGAAACCACGCGCAUGGGCCAACCGUGGACAAGGAUUUAGCCAGAGCUGAUGCAAUAAUGCAUGUGGUGGACCAUAGCAUGAAUGUGGGGUAG
Protobothrops mucrosquamatus (brown spotted pit viper) is the source of this 1206-nucleotide messenger RNA. Its product is annotated as zinc finger protein 501-like. Lineage: Eukaryota; Metazoa; Chordata; Lepidosauria; Squamata; Viperidae. Gene Ontology annotation, biological process: regulation of transcription by RNA polymerase II. Bases 1 to 1206 code for a protein of 401 amino acids. The record is from RefSeq and is a predicted model, not a curated record. Gene Ontology annotation, molecular function: RNA polymerase II cis-regulatory region sequence-specific DNA binding; DNA-binding transcription factor activity, RNA polymerase II-specific. The transcript has a single exon.